Molecule: messenger RNA, 2659 nt
Organism: Propithecus coquereli (Coquerel's sifaka)
Lineage: Eukaryota; Metazoa; Chordata; Mammalia; Primates; Indriidae
Gene: MAP4K5
Product: mitogen-activated protein kinase kinase kinase kinase 5
Exons: 31
Coding region: 1-2409 (802 amino acids)
Biological process (GO): protein phosphorylation
Molecular function (GO): MAP kinase kinase kinase kinase activity; ATP binding
Source: RefSeq, a predicted model, not a curated record
AUGGAGGCCCCGCUGCGGCCUGCCGCGGACAUCCUGAGGCGGAACCCGCAGCAGGACUACGAGCUAGUUCAGAGGGUCGGCAGCGGCACCUACGGGGACGUUUAUAAGGCCAGAAAUGUACAUACAGGAGAGUUGGCGGCAGUAAAAAUUAUUAAAUUGGAACCUGGAGAUGAUUUUUCUUUGAUUCAACAAGAAAUAUUUAUGGUUAAAGAAUGUAAACACUGCAACAUCGUUGCCUACUUUGGGAGUUAUCUCAGUCGGGAAAAACUGUGGAUUUGUAUGGAAUACUGUGGUGGCGGAUCACUUCAAGAUAUUUAUCAUGUUACUGGACCAUUAUCAGAAUUGCAAAUAGCCUAUGUCUGCAGAGAAACUUUACAGGUACUAUAUUUAUUGUCUGACUUUGGUGUGGCUGCAAAAAUAACAGCUACCAUUGCAAAAAGGAAAUCUUUCAUUGGCACCCCUUAUUGGAUGGCCCCAGAAGUUGCAGCAGUGGAGAAAAAUGGUGGCUACAACCAACUCUGUGAUAUCUGGGCAGUAGGAAUAACAGCAAUUGAACUUGGAGAACUUCAGCCACCUAUGUUUGAUCUUCAUCCAAUGAGGGCUCUCUUCUUAAUGUCAAAAAGUAAUUUUCAGCCUCCAAAACUAAAGGACAAAACAAAAUGGUCAUCAACAUUCCAUAAUUUUGUCAAAAUAGCACUAACCAAAAACCCAAAAAAAAGACCAACUGCUGAAAGACUUCUGACUCAUACUUUUGUUGGGCAGCCAGGCCUCUCUAGGGCCCUAGCUGUUGAACUGUUGGACAAAGUGAACAAUCCAGACAACCAUGCACAUUACACUGAAGGAGAUGACGAUGACUUUGAGCCCCAUGCAAUCAUUCGUCAUACCAUUAGAUCUACAAACAGGAAUGCCAGAGCUGAACGGACAGCUUCAGAAAUAAAUUUUGACAAAUUACAAUUUGAACCUCCUCUGAGAAAAGAAACAGAAGCACGGGAUGAAAUGGGAUUGUCAUCAGACCCAAACUUUUUAUUACAGUGGAAUCCUUUUGUUGAUGGUGCUAAUACUGGCAAAUCAACCUCAAAACGUGCAAUACCACCUCCCCUACCUCCUAAGCCAAGGAUAAACAGUUACCCUGAAGACAACUUCCCAGAUGAAGAAAAAGCAUCAACCAUAAAACGUUGUCCUGAUUCAGAGAAUAGAGCUCCCCAAAUUCUCAGAAGACAGAGUAGCCCAAGUUGUGGUCCUGUAGCAGAGACUUCCUCUAUUGGAAAUGGUGAUGGUAUUUCAAAACUGAUCAGUGAAAAUACAGAAGGAUCGGCACAAGCACCACAGUUACCACGAAAAAAGGACAAGCGAGACUUCCCUAAACCAGCCAUAAAUGGCCUUCCACCCACCCCAAAAGUGCUGAUGGGAGCAUGCUUUUCGAAAGUUUUUGAUGGCUGCCCUUUGAAAAUUAAUUGUGCAACAUCCUGGAUACAUCCUGAUACAAAAGGCCAGGCGCAGUGGCUCACGCCUUUAUUCCCACGGAAGUGUACUUGGCUGUAUGUUAUCAAUAAUACUUUAAUGUCAUUAUCAGAAGGAAAAACCUUUCAACUCUAUUCUCAUAAUCUUAUAGCUUUAUUUGAACAAGCCAAAAAACCAGGAUUAGCUGCUCAUAUUCAAACUCAUAGGUUUCCAGACCGCAUACUACCAAGAAAGUUUGCUUUAACAACAAAGAUUCCUGAUACAAAAGGCUGCCACAAAUGUUGCAUAGUCAGAAACCCUUAUACAGGACAUAAAUACCUCUGUGGAGCUUUACAGUCUGGAAUUGUUUUACUUCAGUGGUAUGAGCCAAUGCAGAAAUUCAUGUUGAUUAAGCACUUUGAUUUUCCUUUGCCAAGUCCUUUGAAUGUUUUUGAAAUGCUGGUGAUACCGGAACAGGAAUAUCCAAUGGUCUGUGUAGCUAUUAGCAAAGGCACCGAAUCAAAUCAGGUAGUUCAGUUUGAGACAAUCAAUUUGAACUCUGCAUCUUCAUGGUUUACAGAAAUUGGUGCAGGCAGCCAGCAGUUAGAUUCCAUUCAUGUAACACAGUUGGAGAGAGACACCGUUUUAGUGUGUUUAGACAAAUUUGUAAAAAUUGUAAAUCUACAAGGAAAACUAAAAUCAAGUAAGAAACUGGCCUCUGAGCUAAGUUUUGAUUUUCGCAUUGAAUCUGUAGUAUGCCUUCAAGACAGUGUGUUGGCUUUCUGGAAACAUGGGAUGCAGGGAAAAAGCUUCAAGUCAGAUGAGGUUACCCAGGAGAUUUCAGACGAAACAAGAGUUUUCCGCUUAUUAGGAUCAGACAGGGUUGUCGUUUUGGAAAGUAGGCCAACAGAAAAUCCUACUGCACACAGCAAUCUCUACAUCUUGGCUGGACACGAAAACAGUUACUAAGCAACAGAAACUGAUCUCAAAUGACAGGAAAAUGAAUAUACUCUAUUGAAAGCAAAAGUAUUUUAAGGAAAUUCAGUACAAACUGCACUAGGACUUGCUUUAAUUGUUAUGGGUUAUAUCUCAAAUGAUCUGUACUUUAGGGUAGAAUUCAGUAUUUUCUACAGCUGGAAACAGCUAGUCUAUCUCUUGCCACUGUGUGGUGGUUAUAUCAAGUUUGCUUAAUAAAAGCUAUGAGACAAAUAGUACUCUA